GAAAUCACACGCAGGAUGUUCCCAGACGUCACUCUGAUUCAACAACGUGUGGCCGCAGCGUCAAAGAUGAAUCCUGCAGUGCCAGAGCUUGCGGAAUUUUUGGAAGAACUCCAGGUCACAGCGACCCCAAUGGAUUCAUACUCUCUCCCGGCAAAUGUCACGAGGAGGUUGCCAGAGAGCUAUUUCAAGAAGAAGUCGCUGACUCUCUUUUGCUCAGAGGCCAAGGACAUGGAUGACCUGAUCGUGAAUGUGAGGCCAGACGCGGAUCUUUUGGCAGACGAACGAUUUGUCGAGACAAUUCGGCCCAAGGGGCAGAUGGUGUUUGAUCAGACUCCGUUCCAAGGACUGAAAGUGCUGUCUAGAGGGUCCGCCCUGGGAAACAAGAUCGUGAGGACACGUCACCGAGACCCGACUUCGGAGGACAGCGCAAUCUACGUGGAACUCGAUUUCCUCGGUGACCCGAGCGACAUGCGAGUCGUCAUUCACACUGAGCCUCCUGAUGCAGACUGCAUCCGCGAAUUAAUGGCAUGUUCGAUUUUGGUUGCCAAGGACGUGGUCUCAGAGGCAUUGGGCACGGAAUGGCACGGAAGAUUUGCUGGACGCCGGGGAAAUUCGAGGCGCAUUGGCAGACAUUGCUUGCUUGCAUUUCUGGUGUGCGAGGCGCUGAAGCAGCCGAUUGCCGCGUAUGAGAACGCACCGAGACACCAUUGGGCCCAGGCGGGGCAGGGUCCGCCAGAGACCCUGAUGACCGCGCUUGGCCUGUGCGGUCUCAAGCAUUUUUCAGGAGUGGACUUCCGACCCCUCCGCAAGAAGGGAGCGUUGGCUUCGGCGGCCUUCGGAGCAAUGGAUGCCCAGUCCGAAAAAUUGAAGGCCCAAAGUAAGAUGAUGCACAGGGUGUCCCACUUUCCGAUGGAAUCGAUGAUUGGCAUGGACUACCUCGAUCCUGCCUCGCAACCACACGUCGCCUACAUCUCAUGCUCUGCCAGGUUGCCGAACCACAAUGUCUCUGGAUAUGGACUUGUGCGCCUCCCGGCAUCAGUGAAUGUUGUGGCGAGGAUCCUCGAAACCGCCGCGGUGCUGGAUGUUUUGGUGACGCUCAAAUUGCACGGCUCGGGGAGCAAUCAGGUGUUUAGUAACCCUGGCCUUGAAAAUUUGAUCUCGGAACUUUUGGCCACGGGGUUUGUCUUCGUCAGCAAAGCCUCCGAGGGGCAUUCCCUGCGAGACGCAGGAUGGCUCCGCGAAAAUGCCACGUAUGCGAAUCAGCUGGUCGCCGGGUUCCUCACAGAAUUGGCAGGAGGAGCGGCAUUGCCUGAUGAUGUCUCGAAGGAGAUCAAGAAGAAGCUUGCGCUCUCUGCAGCGGAGACACCUGCGUAUCUGGCAAUGUCACAUGAAUUCGAAGACCGACGUCACAGCGAUGCUGCGCGCAGUAUCUUGGAACUCAACGAGAGGAUCGUCGAUGUCGGAGACAUCAGGGAGUUUGUCCAGGCGAAUGCCGGGCUGAUGGAAGAAGAAGGAACGCCGGCUGAUCUGAAAGCGGCAUACCAGGAACUCAAGGAAUUCGCGGAGGUCCUGCUUCCACCUGAUCCUGACACUUGGAGACAAGUCUUGAUUGAAAAGUGGCAAGACAUGCUUGAUCCUACAGCUGAGGUUUUCAUUUAUGUGAUCUCCCCAGCUCCCAUUGGAGGUCCGGCAGGGAACACUUGGCAUGGAUACUCGCAGAUGAGGACGAGAGACGACGAGGACGACGAGGACGACGAGGACGACAAGGACGACAAGGAGGACAAGGAGGACGAGGAGGACGAGGAGGAGAGGAGGAGAGGUGAUGACAUUUGGGACCCACCCAGGGUCGCAUUGAAGCUGCCUUCGGUAGUUGACAAAGGUCUUUUAAUCCAAGAAAGUGGACUUUUCAUGUUUUGCCCGCCAUUCAUGCCCAAUACAGUGUGCACUGCCACACAUGGGGAUCAGCCGGUCGUGCAAGAUGCUCUACGAGAUGCCAGAUCUGGAGACAGCUUUCUUUGUGUUGCUGAGACUUUGCCGCUUGUUGGGUCUGAGGUUUUGUCUGGUUCUGACAGUUUGAGUGACAUUCACAGCCUAUUUGAUGCAGUUGGGCGUGUUGUUACUUCUUUGGUCAAGACGGUUGUUCAGGCUAGCCACUCUUUCCCGGAAUGGACUCAGCAGGUGGAUCAGUUGCAGUCUGACUUUUCGUCUACCAUUGUCAGUAUUGAAACAAGUCUUACCCGCUUUUCUCCAUGGUAUCAGUCGGUCCCUGCUCGGUAUGGCCGGUUUGCCUUCGACGAGCCCUGCAGUUUUAGACCUUUGUUCCUGCGGGAAUGUGCUCUUGUCCCCAGCCAAGAUGACUCGGUCCAAAGAUCCCCUGUGAGCGAACCAGUGAUUGGAGCGCACUUGCAUGAUCUGUUCAAGUCUUGUCACACCUUGGAAGUGCCUGUUUGGUAUGUU
Messenger RNA from Cladocopium goreaui, 2457 nucleotides. The record is from the annotation of a GenBank genome assembly. Lineage: Eukaryota; Dinophyceae; Suessiales; Symbiodiniaceae.